Triticum aestivum (bread wheat) is the source of this 2401-nucleotide messenger RNA. Its product is annotated as protein DA1-related 2. The transcript is spliced from 13 exons. Lineage: Eukaryota; Viridiplantae; Streptophyta; Magnoliopsida; Poales; Poaceae. The coding region runs from base 594 to 2129 and encodes 511 amino acids. The record is from RefSeq and is a predicted model, not a curated record. Gene Ontology annotation, molecular function: ubiquitin binding.
GAAGAGAAUUUCCUAAAGCCGACGGCCGGGAUCGCGCUAAUCGCCCGCCCGCCCUUCGUUGCUUUUACGCGGAGGAGAGGAGAGGAGGGCGAGGCCGAGAUGCCGUCCGUGAGGUGUGGGCGGCCGGCCGCCCUUCGCUUCACCCUCAAUCCUUUCCUUUCUGUCGCGGCCAGCUCCACCACAUAGCUUUAUUCUCCAAGAACUUAAGCCCCCCUCUUCCCCUCCCUCCUCCUCCGUCCAUUCCAGCACCUCUUGCCUCUCGAUCCUCCUCCCCUGCUCCCCGCAAACAUCGUGAUCGCCGCCGUUGUCCUUGACACCUGAAAGUUCCCCGCUGUUAUUCCUCGGCGGCUGUCAGCCCGGCGCGUCGCGUGUAUAUAUAUGCCGGGUUGGAACGCCGGUGGUUCCUCAGUAGAUGGCCUACCCCUCGAGGGCUUAUAAUCAGUGCGGCCACGGAUAAACUGAGGUCCGCCAAGAUAGUGACUGAACCUGACCCUGACCCUGAUUGCGCCUGCGUUGCUGUCGGUGACUGAACCGGUGGUAGAACUGAAAAAAAGAAGAUAUAUAACUGUGAUUAGGACGGCGUAGAGACGGCCAUGUUAGCAACCCAAGCAAUUUCCUGUGGUGUUCUGUCCCUGUGUUUCUUGAUCCUGUUCAAUGCAGAAAGGAGAUCCAGCUUCAUGAAGUGGCUCUGCAAUUUCCUCAAGGGGACGAAGCCCGUGGAGUCAAACCACCGGCGGCGGCCUCGGGUGACUGCGGGAGAAGAGAGCUCGCUCUGGCAACAAGAACCGGUCCGGCCAAAGAGGGAGGAUCCACCUAGACAUGACAAUGAAGAAUUGGACCGUCAGAUUGCACUCUCUCUUGCAGAGGAAGCCAAACGUCCUAAAGAGCGAAACCAUAACAAGGGAGAGAACGAUGAAGACCUCGCCAAGGCCAUGCAGGACAGUCUGAACAUGAAUCCUUACAUGCCACACAAUCCCUAUGCCCCCUCCCAGGCCUUGCCUAGAGGGCAAAGGGUCUGUGGUGGCUGCAAGCAUGAGGUAGGACAUGGCCAUUACUUGAGCUGCAUGGGAAUGUACUGGCAUCCUCAAUGUUUCCGUUGCUCUUCUUGCACCCACCCUAUCCGCGAGACCGAGUUCACCUUGCUAGGCGCAGAGCCAUACCACAAAUUGUGCUACAAGGAGUUACACCACCCGAAAUGUGAUGUCUGCCUUCAAUUUAUCGCAACAAACAGGACGGGCUUGAUAGAGUACAGAGCCCAUCCAUUCUGGGGCCAGAAGUAUUGCCCCUCACAUGAGCUUGACCGCACACCUCGUUGUUGUAGCUGUGAGAAAAUGGAGCCAAGGAACACGAAGUAUAUGUCGCUGGGAGACGGGCGCAGUUUGUGCAUGGAAUGCCUGGAUUCUGCGGUCAUGGACACGGGUGAAUGCCAGCCCCUGUACCACUCCAUCAGAGACUACUACGAAGGGAUGAACAUGAAACUCGACCAGCAGAUACCCAUGCUCCUGGUUGAGCGGCAAGCCCUCAACGAGGCAAUGGAAGGAGAGUGCAAAGGACCUCACCACAUGCCUGAGACAAGAGGCCUGUGUCUGUCGGAGGAGCAGACUGUGAGCAGUAUACUUAGAAGGCCCAGGAUUGGUGGACAUAGGCUACUAGAUAUGAGAACCCAGCCACAAAAGCUGACUCGCCGAUGUGAAGUCACUGCAAUUCUUGUCUUGUAUGGACUCCCCAGGCUACUAACUGGCUCCAUCCUUGCCCAUGAAUUGAUGCACGGGUGGUUGCGCCUCAAAGGCUACCGAAACCUAAGCCCAGAGGUUGAGGAGGGUAUAUGCCAAGUCAUGUCUUACUUGUGGCUCGAGUCGGAGAUUCUUCCAGCUUCUACAAGACACGCUCAACCUUCAACCUCUUAUGCUUCAUCCUCGUCGUCUUCCUCGUAUCGACCACCAUCAUCCAAGAAGGGUGGCAUAUCUCACACCGAGAAGAAGCUUGGCGAGUUCUUCAUGCAUCAGAUUGCCAAUGACACCUCAACAGCGUAUGGUGACGGAUUCAGAACUGCCUAUAAAGCUGUCAACAAGUAUGGCCUUCGCCAGACACUGAACCAUAUACGUUUAACUGGAGGGUUUCCUGUGUAACACAAGGAAACACCAUGUCCAUAUCGGAGAAAUGCAGAGAUCAUAUGCACAUACAUAAGGAGAUGAAUGUGCUACAGAAAAAGGGUUCGGAUUUCAGUGACCUUGCAUUUUCAGAGGGGUCAUUCAGAGUGAAUCAGGAAAGGAACUGCAUUUGCUCGAAGUAACAGGAUGGAAGGUGUAAUAAGAUGACAUAUAAGAAAUACCAAUGUAACUAGCAGCAUUACCAAUGCUAAUGUAUUGAGGUAUUUAUGUAUGUAUAUGUGUAAAGUCAA